Molecule: messenger RNA, 825 nt
Organism: Cucurbitaria berberidis CBS 394.84
Lineage: Eukaryota; Fungi; Ascomycota; Dothideomycetes; Pleosporales; Cucurbitariaceae
Exons: 1
Coding region: 1-825 (274 amino acids)
Molecular function (GO): protein binding
Source: RefSeq, a predicted model, not a curated record
AUGGAUCAUCAACGCCAACCGCACGCCUCUGCAUUUGCACGCUUCUCCGACAAACUCAAGGAGACAACGAAGCGAGUAUCAGCCCACCACCAGCAUAACCGCGCCCCCAGCCGGGAGCACGACACUCUCCACAUCAGAGGGCCCUCCCGAGAUGAGCGGAGAAGCAGCAGUGCCAGCUACACCGACAAACUGCGGCACAUGCUCACAGCCUCACCCCGGCCGCCGCGAACAGGCAUCGACGACCUCCCCAUUGAAGUGCAGCAGCACAUUUUCCUCUUCCUGGAUUUCUGGUCGAUCCUGCGAUGCCAGCGCGUGUGCAAGCUCUGGCGGGACCUCGUUCCGGGGGAUUCGCCUUUACUCCAGGAAGCGCUGUACUUGAAGCCCAGCCGCAGUCUGCAGAUUUACAGCUGCGUGCCCGCGACGUUUGAGUUCGACUUUGACAUUUCGGUCCGGUCGGUCGUGUCUGGUCCACAGCCUAUAGGUAGUCGGUUUACGCUGGGGGUACGGAAGGAUUUCACCAUGACGAGGCGCUGUAUGGGCCUUAUCCGGACGAGCAGUGAGAUUGUUUUUCAUCCGAUUAUCAUGGAUGUGAAUUCUUAUCUACAGCGAAGUGACUUCAAGAGCCAUGUAGUGGAGGCGGGAGAAGAGGGUGCUGGAGCGGGUUCGUGGCGGAAUAUGCUGGUUGCUAUGCCGCCGUUGAGAGAGCUACGGCUGCGGCAUGGCAAGACGAGGACUGUGUAUCGCGUCUUGCGUGUGUCUGGGGGUGAGGAUGGGAUUAGGUUGGGGGAUUUGUUUCGGGUCAUGGAUGAAUGGGCUGCGGUAUAG